Perca fluviatilis (European perch) is the source of this 906-nucleotide messenger RNA. Its product is annotated as myb-related transcription factor, partner of profilin-like. The transcript is spliced from 2 exons. Gene Ontology annotation, biological process: regulation of transcription by RNA polymerase II. The record is from RefSeq and is a predicted model, not a curated record. NCBI's taxonomy places the organism in Eukaryota, Metazoa, Chordata, Actinopteri, Perciformes, Percidae. Bases 1 to 906 code for a protein of 301 amino acids. Gene Ontology annotation, cellular component: nucleus. Gene Ontology annotation, molecular function: DNA-binding transcription factor activity, RNA polymerase II-specific; RNA polymerase II cis-regulatory region sequence-specific DNA binding.
AUGGAUCUUCCUACGGGAAAAAGAAAGCGCAAGCUUAAAUUUAGUGAAGAAGAAAUUAACAUCUUAGUGCAUGAAGUAACCGCAAACCUGAACAUAUUACAGGGCAGAACAUCCACACCCUCGGAAAAAAAUGCAAUUUGGAUUACCAUAACAAAUAAAAUCAACUCGUUAUCAUCUACACGGAGAGAAGUGGAGGAGGUAAAAAAACGGUGGCAAGACAUAAAGCGCAGGACAAAAGAGAAGGUUGCGUACAACCGGGCACAAUCGAGGAGAACCGGUUCAGGUCCACCAGAAAUAGACACGCUAACUACUACAGAAGAGGUGGUGCAGCAAACACUCGUUGCCGAACAGGUGGAAGGUGUUGACGGCAUAGAUACUGCUGAGGUCUCUGUAGAGAUUGAAGCGUUAGGGGAACCACUUGCACCGCCUGGCCUGUCUCAGCCUCCUGUGCAACCUGCCUCGUCUCAGCGUCCUGCACGCAGGAUAGAUGAUAUUGAUGAAAUGCUGUUGACUGAGCAAUGCGCCCAGACAAAGGCCCUUCAACAUAUAUCUGGUAAUGUGCAGCAGAUGAACCGUGAAAUGAGACGGAAUAACGGGCAGGUAAAGGAACUGGUUAGUGCAAUGAAUGGAUUGGCCAGGGCAGUAACCAGAUUAUGUCGUCACCAGCAACAGACCAACGACUGCCUAAGGACCAUUGCUGCAGGCAUGGUUGGUGGUCUGCAGGGGACCUCUGGCGUCUUAUCCACACCUGCAGCAUCCACAUGUGCAGCCUCCACGUCUGCGCCACCUACACCUGUGCCAUCCAGCAUGGCACAAUCCGCGCCAUUCACCCCAGUGACACAUGAGCCUCUUCCAGCCAAAUCUAUGCCCACACGUGUUCUAAGAAAAAGAAAAAGGCCUAACUAA